This is a messenger RNA of Sceloporus undulatus (fence lizard), 3068 nucleotides long. RefSeq names its product testis expressed 10 (gene TEX10). Bases 182 to 2974 code for a protein of 930 amino acids. The transcript is spliced from 15 exons. The record is from RefSeq and is a predicted model, not a curated record. Gene Ontology annotation, cellular component: nucleus; MLL1 complex. NCBI's taxonomy places the organism in Eukaryota, Metazoa, Chordata, Lepidosauria, Squamata, Phrynosomatidae.
CCCAUGCCUGUCUUGCCGCUUUACCUGUGUCCUCGCGAGACUGGACGUUUCCGAAGGGAGCGCGUAGUUCGGCCUGUCUGGAGCGGCGGUGUGCCGCUGGAAGAGGAGACGGGGCCCUCGGCGGCUGUUGGGUGGCGUAGGCCCUCCCCUCAGACCCAAAGAGAGCAAGGCGAAUAUCAAAAUGACAAAGAAAAGGAAACACCAAGAAGAUUUUCAUAAAGUGAAACUAAAAGUUGGAAAAAAGAAGCCUAAACUGGAAAAUGCAACUGAUACAAACUUCAAAACAAGGUCUAUACAUCUUCCUGAACAGCUUAGAGAAGAUGGAAUACUUCCAACAAACAACAGAAAGCUUAACAUAAAGGAUCUGCUUUCGCAAAUGAACCACUACAAUGCUGGAGUUAAGCAAAAUGCACUUUUGGGGCUUAAAGAUCUGCUAUCCCAAUAUCCAUUCAUAAUUGAUGCACACCUUUCAAGCAUACUGAGUGAGAUAGCAGCUGUCUUUACAGACAAAGAUUCUACUGUACGAACUGCAGCAAUCUCCCUCCUUCAGUUCUUGGCUCCAAAAGUAAGAGCUGAGCACAUUUUGCCAUUUUUCCCUUUAGUGAGUGCACACCUCUCCUGUGCCAUGACUCACAUCAGUGAAGGAAUUCAGGAGGAUUCAUUGAAGGUACUAGAUAUUCUGUUGGUGGAGUACCCCAGUCUCCUGAUGGAUCGCAGUAAUGUCUUGCUGAAUAACUUUGUAGAACUUAUUUCACAUCAGCAACUAUCAAAACAGUUGAAAAACAGAGAGAAAAUAUGCUGGAUGCUAUCUGUUAAUCCUAAUCGUAGAGUAACUUCCCAACAGUGGAGACUAAAUGUAUUGGUCAGGCUUCGAAAGUUCCUCCAGGUAAUGGUGGAAGGAUCUAGUGAACUAGAAACUGAUAUCGAAGGGCUACAUGAGCAGAAUGUUAAUCCCCAAGUUCACAGGAAUGCCUUGUAUAUGAAUUGGCAAGAACAUGCCAGUGGUCAACAGCGCAUCCAAUUGUAUGAAAAUGGCGGUGUGCAUCCCAGAACUAAUUCAUCAUUCAGGCUGAGGUCUUUGAUGAAUAUGACAGGCAGUGUUGAAAAAGGCCUAUCAUCCACUGACAAUUUAAAAAGAUUUAUUCAGGUAAUAAUUCCCUUGCUUCUUGAUUGUUGGACUGAAGCAUCCCCUGAACAUCUUACACCUCCCAUUCUUGGGAAUCUUCUGGAACCAGGAUCUCAUCAACUUAUGGAGCAAGUCCUUAAUAUCAUACACUUAUUGUGGCAGCUUGCAAAUCAAAUUGAAAAUCCACAUGAAAUGGAAGCAUGGCUUCGAACAAAUUACCUGACUGAUUUCAAACUUCAUUUCAUGUGUUGCUUCCCUUACUCUUUCCAAGAAACAAUCAAACACAGAAAGAGAGAGUCUUUGAAAAGCUCCAAAUACUGUAUGGUAUCUUCAAACAAUAUUGACCACCUUUUGUUGAAUUUAACCUUAUGUGAAAUCAUGGUCUCACUGGCUACUGCUUCAACACUGCAAAUGGAUUCUCCUUGGGUUGAUAUGAUUAGGAAGUUUGUGAUAGAGACCCUUCAAGAUGGCUGUAAGUUAAGCAGUAAGCAGUUGAUCAAAUUGCUUAGAGUGGCUUGGAGACUGUUACAGAUACAAAUAAACAAAGUGUCUUCAGAGACUUUAAUGAAAGCAGUGUAUACAUUUUACCAGCAACGAAACCUUCUCUUUCCUGUGCGCACAUUGCUUUUAAAAUUUUUUAGCAGAGCCUAUCAAAAAGAAGAAUUGAAUCUUCAUACAAACAGGAGCAGGAGUAAAGUAUUAACUCGUUGGCUGGCAGGUCUACCACAACAGCUUGUUCUACUUGGCUUGAGAAACCCUGAGCUUUCAAACCAGUUGAUUGGUACUAUUUAUUCUGCUGCUUCUCGGGCAAACAAUGAAAUCCUACAGAGUUUACAAGCUGCAGCUCCUCGGAUUUAUGAUCCACUAGAUGGUGCUGUGUCUCUUUUGCCAGAAGAAUCACAGAAACACUUAGUCCAGCUGGUUUACUUCUUGCCUCAUUUACCAGGCAGUUUGCUUUCUUCUCUCAGUCGCUGUUGCAUUAUGGGAAAGCUAUCCCUAAAGUUAUCUACAACUCUCAUUUGGAUACUACAUAUGAGAUCUUCAUUUGGGGGUUGGAAAUACCCAGUGCAAGGCAACUCAAUGACUGACAUGGAUUACUUCAGCUUCUUGUUUUCAACUCUUACAGGUUUUUCCAGGGAAGAGUUGACUAACCUUCAGAGUAUCAGGGGGAGACCACACAUAAGCCAAACACAGCUCUCCCCUGUCCACCUCUACCUGACUGAUUUGGAUCAAUUCUCAUUUCAUUGGGCUGUGACUGAGGUAGUGAGCCAGUGCCUCUCCACAUUACCGUCACGAAGUCAGUGCAUAGAUAUUGUACAAAGUGGCAUUUGUAAAUACCUGGCAGGAUUAACUGUAAUACCUGACAGCACUGCUGGAUCUAUUUUGUGUGCCAUUAGUAAGCUCAUGGAUCAAGGAUGCCUUCUGAAUGAAAAUCUCUCCAAGUUCCUAGCUGCUUUGUGUUGCAGUCUCCUUUUCCUUCUCUUAACAAUAGAGAGAGAAGAUUCAGAACACUUACAGAAGAGGGAUGUACUGUGGGGUGCCUGUAUUUCAGUGCUAACUACCUUGCCUCAGAUUUUGAGGCUGAUGCUGCUGAGCCUUCAAGUGAACAGAGUCUGUCGAGAAGAAUUGCCUGUCCUGGCACAGCUCCUGCGUUUGCUAAUGCAACAUAGGCAACUGCGGAGUCAUAUGGUGACCAAUGAACUUCUGAUGAAACAGAUCGUCAAAGAUAUGCUGGCACUGAAGAGUAGUGAAACUCAAGAGCAGUGGCUGACAGAUCUUCAUUACUAUUUCAGCAUAUACCUAGCCACACAUCCCCUGGGAACUGGGACAACUAACACAGUCUAUUAAGAAGAACAAUUGCAUUUAGUUGAAAAUGUUUUGUUUUCAUUUUGAUAUGACUACAAAAAUAAUUUUCUGUGGAAAUUAAAAUAGAUUUUGUAAA